AUGGCAACAGUACUAUCCUUCUUACUCUUCCUUCUGGUUUCCUUCUCAAUAUCAACCCCAUCUGCUUCUGUCAAGGACGAGUUGACGGCUUACGAAGCCUCCAAGAGUGAAUUCUCAGUCCACUUGAAUGGCUCUUGUACAUUUUCAAUUGAUUCAUAUGAGCUUAAGUAUAAGUCCACCAUAACUGGUGUGAUAACCAAAGACAAAAUCUCGAGCUUGAGUGGUAUCAAGGUCAAGGUGUGGUUCCUGUGGUUGAGCAUUGUCACGGUGGUUCAUGACGGCGAUGAUAUCGAGUUCUCUGUUGGUGUUGCCUCGGCGGACUUUGCCGUCAGUAAUUUUGUGGAGAGUCCCACCUGUGGAUGUGGAUUUGAUUGUGUCAAUGUGAAUGAAAGGAAGAUCAAGGUUGAUGAUCAGUCACUAGUCUCCUCUGCUUAA
Argentina anserina (silverweed cinquefoil) is the source of this 435-nucleotide messenger RNA. RefSeq lists its product as uncharacterized. The coding region runs from base 1 to 435 and encodes 144 amino acids. NCBI's taxonomy places the organism in Eukaryota, Viridiplantae, Streptophyta, Magnoliopsida, Rosales, Rosaceae. The record is from RefSeq and is a predicted model, not a curated record. The transcript has 2 exons.